UUUGGCGGUGCAGGAGUGAACGCUGAGUUUGGCGGGGGGGAGUGCCACGUCUGUCCACAGCUGUUUGACCCCCACGUGACCCCACCACACCCCCACCACACACCGGUACCACACCACCACACCUCCUCACCACCUGCCGCCACGACCUGACCCUGGGAAGCCGAGAUGAGGCGUGUGGUAGCCAGAGUGGUCAUUCCUGUGGUGCUUGUUGUGUGCAUUCUGUUCUGUCUGCCGGGAGUAUGUGGACACGGACACUCCCACGAGCACUCCCACGGGCACGGACACUCCCAUGGACACGGACAGGAGGAACCACCGGCCUAUAAAUGGAGCAAGCAAGCCAACACACCGUACCAGGACAGUGAACAAGAUGAAGUUACGGACACUCCUACCCCUAUACCUUCUAAGGACAGUGUAUGGGUGGAAGCGCUCGUGGCCACGCUAGGGAUCAGCAUAGCCCCGUAUCUCAUCCUCUUCUUCAUCCCUGUCAGUAAUGGAAAGGAACACGAGAAGAAGCUUAAAGUAUUCCUGGCAUUUACAUCUGGUGGUUUACUGGGAGAUGCAUUCCUUCACCUCAUUCCCCACGCUCUCAUGGCUAAGGCUGAUGGCUCGCACUCUCACUCACACUCUCACUCGCACUCUCACUCUGAAGGGGAAGGCCACGCUCACGAUAUGGGUAUUGGUUUGUCUGUUCUCGGGGGAAUAAUUGCAUUUUUAGUGGUUGAAAAGAUUGUGAGGAUUUUCAAGGUUGGGCAUUCUCACUCCCACUCACACUCUCACUCUGAUGCAAAUGGUGAGGCGAGUAAGGAUGAUAAAGGGAAGAAGGGAGAUAAGGAUGGUGACAAGAAGAAGGGGGAUAAGAAGAAAGGUGGUGGCAAGGCUGGGAACAAGAAGAGUGAGGGGCAGAUGAAAGUGGCAGGAUACCUCAACUUAGCAGCCGACUUCACGCACAACUUGACAGACGGCUUGGCUAUCGGCGCCUCCUUCCUGGCCGGCAAGAGUGUGGGAACUGUCACCACCCUCACCAUCUUCUUGCACGAGAUACCUCACGAGAUUGGCGACUUUGCUAUCUUGCUGCAGUCUGGGUGUAGUAGGAAGAAGGCGAUGAUGCUGCAACUGGUGACGGCUGUGGGUGCCUUCACUGGAACAUGUAUAUCCCUGCUGGCUGAAGGAGCAGAUGAAUCAGCAGUGGCGUGGGUACUUCCCUUCACAGCUGGCGGGUUCAUCUACAUCGCCACUGUGUCUGUCAUCCCUGAGCUGCUGGAGAACUCUGGGUUUUGGCAGUCGGUGGUGGAGGUGGUGGCCCUGCUAGCUGGUGUGAUGCUCAUGAUGGCCAUAGCUUACCUGGAGGAAACCACUGGCCAUGAACACUGAUUGGAGGUGCUGGGGUGUGUGUGAGGGUGUGUGGGUGAUGUGAAUGUAUGAGUGGGUGACUGACUGGCUGGCUGACUAGCUGACUACAUGAUUGAUUGAGUGACUGACUAGCUGACUGGGUUAAUGAUUAGGGGCUUGACUGAGUGACUGGUUGAAUGAUUGACUGGCUGACUGACUGAAUGCCUUGAUGGAUACGUGUCUCUAGGUAACUUGUUGAAUGAUUUACUGACUGGCUGGCUGGCUAGUUGAGUGACUGGGUAACUGGGUAUGUGGGUGACUAAAUGACCCUUGUGACUGGUGGAUGACUGGGUGACUGGUAUGGUUUGUUAACUGAGUAAUGGGGGAGUUAGACUGUAAAAGUGAAGGGUUGACUGACUGACUAAUUAACUUGUAUUGAGAGAGAGAGAGAGAGGCUGGUAUUCUUAAACCCUUCUGCACUUCACCUUCACUAUUUGAAAAGGCUUUAUCUAAAUUGACGGGAGUUUUUCAAGGUGUUUUUACAGUUUUAAAGGUAGAAUGACAAAAUUUCUACAUUAUUAACUGUAGAAACACUCUUGAAAACCCCGCUAAUCAUCUCUAUGGCCUUGGAAAAUAGUCGUGGUGUUAGAGCAAAUAGUUUAUGAAUAUGGACCAGAGAGAGAGAGAGAGAGAGAGAGAGUAAAUUCAUGAUAUUUUUUAGUUACAUUUUUUUUUGUGUUGAGUUUAUGAAUUACCUUAAAACUAAUUCACGUUUGUAAUAUUUUGUAGUUUUGCGUCAUUUCAGGGUAGUAAAAAUUAUAUCUAUUGUUAUUAUUAUUAUUAUUAUUAUUGUUAUUAUGUACAUUUUCAUUCAUUUGUCUCUAUUUUUCCAUCUUCCAUGUUUAUAUUUAUCUUUUAUCAUCAUAUUACUAUUAUUCUUAUUUUUAUCAUGUUUUUUUUUUUCAUUCCUCAAUUUAUAUUUUCUUAUUUUCAUCAAUUUUUCCAUCUAGUAACUUAUAUUUAUCUCAUUUUCUUGUUUUUUUUUGCUUUUAUUUGCUUGGUUCACUUCACUUUUCACCAGUAGAAGGGUUAGACAGGGUUGUGUUCACCGUGUGUGUGUCUGUAUGUCUGUGUGUGUGUGUGUGUCUGUGUGUGUGUGUGUGUGUGUGUGACUCAAGAUCUGCAGUGGGAAUUUUGGAAUAGUGUCGCCCGUUUUUUGUUGCACACUCGCUUGUUUUCUUGAUUCUGUUUUCUUUCACGUUCAGGCGAGAGAGAGAGAGAGAGAGAGAGAGUUGGUGAGGGGGUAAUAGAAAGAAUGGAGAGAAAAUAGAAAGAAUAAACAAAAGUAAUAGAAGAAAAGGAGGAAAAUAAAGGAGAGAGAGAAAAGAAGAAAAAGAGAGAAAAAAGAAAAAAAGGAAAAAACACUUCCUUCCUUUCCCUCUCCCUCUUUCUUUCUCUUUCUUUCCUUCUUUCUUUCUUUUGCUCAAAUUACAAAACACUAAUUGCAAGUUCACAUAAACACAUUUUUAUGAGGAAGUGUGUGUGUGUGUGUGUGUGUGUGUGUGUGUGUGUGUGUGUGUGUCAUUGUUAUAUGCACAGCACCUACUUAAAAUGUGUGUGUGUGUGUGUGUGUGUGUGUGUGUGUGUGCUUUUCAUGUACGUUUUUGGGAGGAAGGAGACUGGUGGAGAGAGAGAGAGAGAGAGAGAGAGAGAGAGAGAACAUCCAUUAGCUUUAAGAAAAUCUACUUAGUUGGAUGAUAAAUAGAUAAAAUUAAAUAUACAGAUAAAGAGAGAGAGAGAGAGAGAGAGAGAGAGAGAGAGAGAGAGAGAGAGAGAGAGAGAAUAACAAAUGGAGAGAAUAGAUAGAUAGAUAUGAAGAUAAUUAUUUUUGUAUUGUCUUUCUUUGUGUGUGUGUGUGUGUGUGUGUGUGUGUGUGUGUGUGUUCUGCCCUUCGUAAAACUAAUAUUAAAGAAAGAAAGAGAAAUCAAAGGAAACAGAUGAAGUUAACCAAUUGAGAGAAGGAAAGAAAAGUAGAAUGUGACUAAAAUUAUUAAACAAAUUAAAAAUAAAAAUGAAUAUAAUUAGAUAAAAAAACUGAAUUAAUUUUAAGAAACUGAUUUUUUUUAGUUUGAAAAAGUGUAUUAAUUUGUAUUUAAGAAUUAAUGAUUGAAAGAAAUGUAAGAAAAAUGGUGCUGAAUGUGUGAGAGAGAGAGAGAGAGAGAAUUUUCAAGCACAAUACUCAAAUGAUAACAAACAAGUAAACAAAAACAACAGCCAAAUAAAUAAUACAGGGACCAAACACAAAUUAAAAGAAAAAAAACAAACAAAAAGAAAACAAAAAACUAAGAAAUAUUAAAAAAAACAAGUUUAUCUUUUUAUUUUCCUUGCUUUCCUGUUUUAUUUAUUUUUUUUUUUUUCCUUGUUUUGCAUUACCUUGAAAAAUAAAAAAAAUUGAAGUGUUUUGUGGCAGAUGUGUGAAUGAGAGAGAGAGAGAGAGAGAUGAUAAACAAUAGAGAAACAAAACAUACGGCAAAACUUGGAUAUAAGGAACAAUUUUGAUCACUUGUAUAUUCAACAACUCUAUCUCUGUCCAUCAUUGCAAGGUUUGUCCAAUUAAAAAGCUCAAUUAUUCACUCAGACACACACAAGUUCACUCAGGUCUUUCAUUAAACCCUUCAGUGUUAUGACGCAUUUUCAUAAUCAUUCUAGUUACUAUAUUUGGUGACUAUACAGCUCUAGAAACUUAACGUGGGGCUUAAAAUAGUGAAGACCCUGGCCAUUAAUCUUUUGACGUCCAUAGACCCUUCGGAAUGUCAGUAAAAUUGUCAAAUCACACCCAAUCCGAAGGUAAAAAUGCAUCCAAGUACUGAAGGAGUUAAUCUGUUGCAUUUAGGUUUCUGUUUGUCAUCCUUUGUUCUCUCACCAAUACUGUUUUCCAAGCCUACAGAGAUGAUCAGGCUGGUUAUAAAUGGCUGUUUUUUUCCCCUUGGUAUUUAAGAUUCUAGUUCAGGGAUUCUCAACCUGGGGAUCUGCAAACUCCCAGUGGUUCAUAAGAUUCCCCUGGGUACUUAGGUGGCUGAUUUAAUAAUAUUCUUUGUAGCACCAUUGCAUAUUGAGUCAGUGUCGGUUACUAAUUAACAUUCUGCUCGAUGUUAGAUUAUUGGGGGUUCAGGUAGAUGGUCUUAUAACUCAGGGUUCUUAUAGAGAGAAAGGUUGAGAACACCUGAUCUCGUUAGACUAUUGCUGAAGUCAUGAAAAUGUCCUUAAAAAUGCUAAUGAUUUCCACUGGAGCCUCUUAAAUUAUCACAUGUAUCUUGAAACCCAAAAACUUCUUGUACUGCCCAUUAGACCAUAGAAUCAUCAAAACACACUUUAAAAACCCCAAUAACUUCCACUACUGCCCAUUAAAUCCUUACUGAAACUGAAAAUAUCCUCAAAAACCCAAAUAACUUCCACUACAGCCGAUUAAACUAAAGAAUCCUAAAAACGCCCUUUAAAACCGACACAACUUCCACUACUGUUUAUUAAAUUAUGACUGGAACCAUGAAAACACCCUUAAAAACCCC
Molecule: messenger RNA, 4895 nt
Organism: Portunus trituberculatus (swimming crab)
Lineage: Eukaryota; Metazoa; Arthropoda; Malacostraca; Decapoda; Portunidae
Gene: Catsup
Product: protein catecholamines up-like
Exons: 4
Coding region: 166-1371 (401 amino acids)
Biological process (GO): zinc ion transmembrane transport; intracellular zinc ion homeostasis
Cellular component (GO): membrane
Molecular function (GO): zinc ion transmembrane transporter activity
Source: RefSeq, a predicted model, not a curated record